Messenger RNA from Sardina pilchardus (European sardine), 2313 nucleotides. RefSeq names its product bone morphogenetic protein 15 (gene bmp15). Gene Ontology annotation, cellular component: extracellular region. Bases 89 to 1288 code for a protein of 399 amino acids. The transcript is spliced from 2 exons. Lineage: Eukaryota; Metazoa; Chordata; Actinopteri; Clupeiformes; Clupeidae. Gene Ontology annotation, molecular function: growth factor activity; cytokine activity. The record is from RefSeq and is a predicted model, not a curated record.
CCAGGUGUGGCACUGAGCACAACACGGCCUUAGAUUUUUAUGCCAUGGUAGCCCCAUUGAUCAAAGUGAUUCACGCCAGAGGGUGAACAUGAAGGCAAAGUUUGUCCUUUCACAUUUUGGUGUAGGCCUACUGUCGUGUUUUUUACUGUUAUUUUUCACGUUCUCCCGCGUGGUUGGUGAAAUGGGUAGGCCUAGUUCGUCGUCACAUCUUGAUGCUCUCACCGAAGAUUCUCGGCGGAGUUAUGCGAAACAGAACAGUCCAUACCAUACACCAUUCACGGAUAGAGGCAAGGAAGACCAGCAUUUGCAGUUCAUGUUAGACAUGUAUAGGAUCGCCGCUGAAACAGAUGGUAGGCCGAGAGGGCAUAAAGUCUUUGGGUCCAACACAGCGAGACUUUUACGUGCGUCCGUGCAAAAACGCAGUCUCGUGGCAUCAAAAGAUGUGCACUUCACGCUGAAGUAUGAACUAGAAAGCCUUGAGCUUGAGCGACUGGUACGAGCCUCACUAGUCCAUAUGAAGUCACCUGUGGGACAACUCUUGUCAGUAAAAUGCAAAGCCAAGGUCUGGCACCAGGGACACACAGGAAAGUCCGGCACACACUCGGAGCACAAAGUUACUCUGGGACCUCAAAGCCAGUGGACCGAAAGAGACGUCACACACCAAGUCUCUCAGUGGAAGGAAGGUCCUUUGGUCCUCACUGUCCAGUACCGUUGCCAGCAGGGAUGGUGGAUGAGGGGAAAUGGGAAGCCUGGCGUGACCGGGAGACACCAGCCCCCCCAGCUGUACCUGAUGGCUCCCGCUCUGCUGCUCUUUCUGGAGGAGGAAGAGGAGGAGAAGAGGAAGAACCCCAUGGAGUGGGGAUUCCGCACACCUCCGCCGCACACAGCCGUCCGGCACCGCCGCUCCCAGGAGCCCGGUAGCAUCGUGUCCGACAUCCCCAACUACAAGGACCGCAAGAACCGCGUGGGCAAGAACCAGUGCAAACUGCACUCUUACCAAGUGGCCUUCAGUGAUCUUGGUUGGGAUCACUGGAUCAUUGCCCCACACUCGUACAACCCACGCUUUUGCAUGGGAGACUGUCCACGCAUCCUGCGCUAUGGCUUGAACUCGCCCAACCAUGCUAUUGUGCAGACCUUCAUCAGUGAGCUUGGGGUGGCGGACAUUCCCCCGCCCUCCUGCGUCCCUUACAAAUACAAACCCAUCAGCGUGCUCAUGAUGGAGAAGAACGACAACAUUGUUUACAAAGAAUACGAAGACAUGACCGCAGAGUCGUGCACCUGCCGGUAAGAGUUCCACAGGAGAUGUUAUGGACCUUCUCCCUCUCGUGCUGCAGUGCUGCAGGUCUCAAAGGACAACAGUAAGAGAAUGUUUAUGACGUGUUGUUUGUUUGGAAGCUCUGAGUCAUCAUAUGAGCUUACACUUGCAGAUGGCUGCUAGUGUCAAGUGGGCCAUGGGUAAGUGUGCAGGGCUCAUGAUCAGGGUGUGUCUGUGUUUGUUUGUUUGUGUGUGUGUGUACAUCUGUGUACUGCUCCAGGAGCCAUCUUAAAUCUGAACGUUGGUGUUGGCCAUGUGUUUUUGAAUGUGUUUUAUACAUGUAUGUAAUAAUAACAAUAAUAAUAAUUAUGAUAUGAUGAUUACCAUGAGGAUGUAAAAUCAGUGUUUGACCAGAGUAAGCAGGGUAACAUGGUGGUGUGUUAGCUUUUUGGAAUCCUGUUUGGGUAUGUGUGUUCAUGUUUGGAUAUUUGUUUGUGUCCAUAAUGAGACUAGCUGUGAAUUCAAGUUAUUUUGUGCGUACAACUUGGCAUGAUUCUUAUACUUAUAUGGUGUUGUAUGUGUUGACAUUCCCGGAGACCUCAUUAGUGUAAAGAAAAAUGAAAAAAGGGGAAAAAAAGAAAAAACAGAAAAAUUCUUUUUAAUGUUAUACUCUAAAGGGGUCCUUAUCUGUGUGUAGGCAGCUGUGUGGCGUGUAGUUUUGUGGGAACUGGGACAGCCAAUUCAACAAGUGUCCUAUUGCCUUCAGUUGGGUAGAUGGCUGGUCCCACAAGUUUUGUUCAUUUUCUUUUUUGAUGAGAGAAAGUUGCCUCUUGAAUAGAGCAAAGAGACUGUGAGGAUGAAAGGAGGAGGAAGAGCAGUCUAAGCUAUCGAAGAGUGUUUCAUAACAAUGUUUCUUACUAUGAGAGAUACCACUGAAAAUGAUUAAUGCAUUAGCAGUUCUUUUUAUUAACAUCAAUGAUGGGUACGUAAUAAAAUAAAAUGCACAUUUUGUACAAAAGAUUUUGUUGCAAUUAAUGGCUGGAUUAUGAUUUUUGUUC